AUGAAGUUCUCAAACACCGCCCUCGCCCUGACGGCCCUAGCCGCGGAUUGGGCCGCAGCUGGCAGCAUCAAGCCCAGCUGCCAAUGCUGCAAAGCUCUCGCCACCGCUCCCAGCCUCGUGGGCAAGGUCUGGGCGCCCAAUGACGAGCGCUACGAUGCGCGCCUGGCCGAGUACUACUCCGCCAACGCCGCGCAGGCGCCCUGGUGCAUGGUCCUGCCCGAGAGCACCGAGGAUGUCUCGGCCCUGAUGAAGGUCCUCACGCAGUACUCGUGUCCCUUUGGCAUGCGCUCCGGCGCCCACACUGCCUUUCAGGGAGGCAAUGGCAUCAAGGACGGUGUCACCGUGGACUUUGGCCACCUGAACGUGACCACCUACGACGAGUCCACCCAGGUCGCCUCGAUGAACCCCGGCCAGACCUGGGGCGACGCCUACAAGGUCCUCGCCGACUACAGCGUCGUCGCCAUUGGCGGCCGCGCGGACGUUGUCGGCGUCGGAGGCUUCACCACCGGCGGUGGCUACUCCUUCCACACGGGUGUCCGUGGCUUUGCCUGCGACAAUGUCGUCAACUUUGAGGUCGUCCUCGGCGACGGCUCCAUCGUCAACGCCAACGCCGAAGAGAACCACGACCUCUGGGUGGCGCUCAAGGGCGGCUCGGGCAACUUUGGCUUCGUCACCCGCAUCGACCAAAAGGUCUGGCCCUCGUCCGAGAUCUACGCCAACCUCAACUCGUACAGCAUCGACAAGCGGCCCGAGGUCCGCCAGCGCUACUACGACUUUGUCAACAAGCAGGACGACGAGCCCGAGAGCCAGAUCAUUGGCGCCAUGAGCUACGCCGACGGCGCCUGGGCCUGCGCCAUCAUCAUGUCCAACAUCAACGCCGAGAUCAGCGAUGUCUUUGACCCCUUCUUCGAGGUCGAGUCGACCACGUCCGUCCCCGCGACCGGUCCCGCGCAUGAGGUCGUGCCCAUCUUCACGGGGCCCACGCCCCUCGGCCUCUACGCCAACUGGCAGACCGGCAUGGUCGACCACAACCUCGAGAUCAUGGAGGCCAUGGACGAGAUUGUCAUGGAGUACUUCAACAAGGCCAUUGGCCUCGUCGAGGACGGCGAGAACAAGAUCCAGCUCAUCUGGCAGUGGCAGCCCGUCACCCAGGGCAUCGUCGACGUGAUGCAGAAGCAGGGCGGUAACGUUCUCGGCCUCGACGCCACCGUCGUGGACGGGCCCGUCAUCAUGUACAACAUUGUCUUCACCGCCGACACCGAGGAGACCCAGGCCGCCACCCUGCCCACCAUCUUCGCCCUCAACCAGGCCAUCCUCGCCAAGGCCGACGAGCUCGGCCACAACAAGCACUGGCAGUUCCUCAACUACGCCCACGGCAGCCAGGACCCCAUCUCCCACUACGGCGCCGACAACAUUGCCCUCAUGAAGGCCGUCUCGGCCAAGUACGACCAGGGCCAGGUCUUCCAGAACCUGCGCCAGACCGGCUUCAAGCUCCCCGCGUAG
Messenger RNA from Emericellopsis cladophorae, 1503 nucleotides. RefSeq lists its product as uncharacterized. The coding region runs from base 1 to 1503 and encodes 500 amino acids. The transcript is spliced from 2 exons. The record is from RefSeq and is a predicted model, not a curated record. NCBI's taxonomy places the organism in Eukaryota, Fungi, Ascomycota, Sordariomycetes, Hypocreales, Bionectriaceae. Gene Ontology annotation, molecular function: FAD binding.